GAAAGAAGGCUGCUCUACAGAGAAUGCAUGAUGGGUACCUGCAUUUGUUUUGGGAUCACAGACUUGUUGUUGAGGUUCUCUCAUGGGGGGUAAUGGUUUCUGAAUAAGCACUUCUCCUUAAGGCUUUCAGGAUUUUGGAUUAAACCAAAUAAGGUAACCAUAUUGCCAAUGCUCUCAGUGGAGGAGCAGAGGAUGUGGAAUUGAUUGCAUAUGCAUGGUUAAUGGGUCAUCUGUUGCUGCCUUUUGGCAUUCAUACUUGGAGGUCGAAUGCAGAGGUCUUCAAUUUUCUCACUGCAGUAGGGAAGCGCCAUGACACUCAUGUCAAGUACAUGUUUCCAUGGGCUGCUGAAGAGCAGCAAACUAUGCUGAGAAACAAGGGACCCUUUUGUUUCUACAAAAAUGGACAGCCAGGGUUAUGCCAAGUGAGGAAGGUGAGGCCUCUUAAUAGAGACACCAGAGCUGACAUUCUGGUUGUUCAAGUUGAUCUUUCAUUUGAAGGAACUGAUGAUAGCGAGGUUGGAACUGGACUGGUGAAGUUGACCUCAAUGGCAAACAAUGAUAUCCAAGAGAUAUGGAACUCUCUCCUUGCCAUGAAUGCGGCUCUUACUAGCCUUCAUUCUCAAGUACAAAAGCCAUUCGAGAAUGAAACAUGCACCCGGUUAGUCUUUCCCAGGCAACAUAAAGAGGAUGGUAAUGGUUGCUGGUGUUGGGAGGAAGCCAGAUCUGAGAACUGUGUCCUCCAUAGAGGAGGUAUCAAACUUAACGUGCAUAUAAAUGGUACUGAAACCACUACCACAACUAAAGGGACUGGGAUAGAGGAUUUACCAUAUCCCGAGGGCCUAUCUGAAGCAUGGCUUGUUUCUAUCUUUGGGUGCACCUUUUCCAGGUGAUGGAAAGAUCAAUCAUAUUUUGAACUUGAACUGCCGCUUUUACUAUUGCAAUUCGGUUGAUGGAAAAUUUUCUUGUUGCACGAGUUCCCCUUUCAAACUUCAUUUUCCCGCAUCUGCAUUCCUUGAUAUUGGAAUCAAGCAAUGCAGCUGCUGCUCCAAUCCCCUCCUUUUUCCAAAUCUCCUUCCAUGAUAAAUAAGGCCAACAAAGAGCAAAUAUACAAGAAUAUAUGUCCCUGAUGUGAAUAUACGCAAUUUUUUUUUUGUUUUUCCCUUCUUCCAACCCCCCCUUUUUCCAAAUCUCCUUUCAUGAUAGAUAAGGCGAAUAAAUAGCGAACAUGCAAGAAAGUCCCUGAUUCUUCUUUCUUUUUCUUUGUAAUGACAUAUAAUGCAAAUGAUAAUAAAUUAUAAGUAUGUGUGAUUAUAUUAUUAGAAUUUUUUAUUUUAUGCCUUCCUUAAAUUAUUCCAUUGUCAAUUCUAUACUUCUAUUUCCUAACAUGAAAAUCUUCUUCCACCAUCAAUGGUCUCGUAGCAGUUUUGUCUAUACUUUUAACCACAAGCCUAGAGUUCAACCUCUUAUCAUUGCAUACCAAAAAACAUGAAAAGCUUGCCCCAUUCUCAAAUAGAGAUUGAGUCCAUCCCUCUUACCAGAAAAUUAAUUCCAAAAAUCACCUGUGAUUUGUUGCCUUGAGCUAUAAUGGAGUCUGGUAAAGAUUUACACAUUAUCAAAAAAAUGUAAAAUAAAAAAAUACUGAACAGAGAAAUUAAGCUCCUAUAGCUCCUAAAUAAGGAUUAUCAAAUGUA
Messenger RNA from Rubroshorea leprosula, 1691 nucleotides. Lineage: Eukaryota; Viridiplantae; Streptophyta; Magnoliopsida; Malvales; Dipterocarpaceae. The record is from the annotation of a GenBank genome assembly.